This is a messenger RNA of Aphanomyces astaci, 234 nucleotides long. RefSeq lists its product as hypothetical. The coding region runs from base 1 to 234 and encodes 77 amino acids. The transcript has a single exon. Lineage: Eukaryota; Oomycota; Saprolegniomycetes; Saprolegniales; Verrucalvaceae. The record is from RefSeq and is a predicted model, not a curated record.
AUGCUCACCUCUUUCAAAUGUCUUGGGGCUUUUCAUUCGUUUGUGUUCACAUCUUUCAAAUGGUUUGAUAUCCGCGAUGAGGAGUUCUGUCUGCAGCUGGACGCACACAGCCAGUUGCUCGCAGACUGGGACACCAAGCUAGUCAAGGAAUGGGUCCGCACUGACAACGAGAUGGCCGUGCUGACGGCAUACCCCUCGGGCUUCCACAUGAUCGGCGAGAACGGCACGUACUAG